AUGGCGUGCGUCGCGUCCCUCUGCGCAAGCGUCGCCUUCGCCUGUCGCUGGGUCAUGGGCGGCCUUUGCCCUGCGCCCGUCGACCUCGGCGCCGACCGGACCGACGACGAGUGGCACGCGGCUCGGAAGCGGUCGCUCCUGACACUUCGCGGCUACGACCGCAUUUCGCUGGCGGCAAAUGGCGAAGCCAUUACUCACCACCACGACAUUCUCACACUCGAGCGCUCGCUCGUGCCAAUGGUCGAUAAGGCGACCAACACGGGCACGGCGAGCUCCAAUACAUGUACCACGACAAAGGCGACCAAGGGCCGGAUGCCCAAUCUCCAUACGUCCGAGCGCGGCCAGCGGUAUCGAGAGCGCUUCCAGGCCAAAGUCGAGGCGCUCCAGGUCAUGGCGGCGCGGCAGCGUGUCUUCAAAGCCAAGCCGCUCCCGAAACACUACACGUACUCGGCAGUGCCGUCGACGACGACGCUGCUCGAGCAGGAGCGGCGCGCGAUUGCGUCCGAGCGCCGACAGCUCUCUCUCGACAUGCUCGCGCUGCUCGACACGCUGGCCAAGCGCCAAAGCGACCGCCGUCUCGUCUACGCACCCCUCGAAAUAAGUUGA
Molecule: messenger RNA, 606 nt
Organism: Saprolegnia parasitica CBS 223.65
Lineage: Eukaryota; Oomycota; Saprolegniomycetes; Saprolegniales; Saprolegniaceae
Exons: 1
Coding region: 1-606 (201 amino acids)
Source: RefSeq, a predicted model, not a curated record